UCGCGUUUGCUAUGUAUGCCCAAUUAUUGUGUUUGAAUGUACACGAGUGUAUAUAUUUGUUGAACAAGUGGUAAUCGUUUUCAUAUCAUCUGACUAAACAGUGAUCAAUUAAUUUGAUAAUUUACCGUCAAACUAUAUUUGCUGUAUUGUAUUGCAAUAUAGCAUGACGCAAUAUGUAAUGGUGGCAUGUGAAAAUUGUCUUUUUCAGACACUUACGAGAUCCAGUAUUGGAUAGAUUUUGUUAGUUACUGUAGCAGCUACAGUGUAGUUAUCAUAAUUUUACAUCAUAACCUCACAAUAAAAAUUGUGCUGUCAAUACAUAUGAUGUGAAAAAUCAUUGUAGAUUGUACUUGUGUUGUUAUGCUGUAGCCUUUAGUGAACAUCAAAUGAUAUUGCAAUGCCUAAAUUAUUUUUUUAAAGUUACCAAAAAAGUGGACCAUCAACGUCAACACCUUACAAAGGACCUGGAAUUCCUUUUCAAACCCUCUCAUGCAUAGCUUCAUCCAUCGACUCACUAUCAGACAGAGAUCUGUGUUUUCUGGAGCCUGGAAUCGAACACUUUUCUAUGGCAGAGUGAUGAACAGCUCUUACAUGACAGUUUUUCCAAGAUGAGCUUCCAUGAUGAGUCCACCAUUACUUUGAACGAAGAUGCCAAUGAUCUUCAUAACACUGUGAUUGAUUUUAGAGAUCCACAUGAUUCAACAUGGGGAAAAGAAAGUGAUGACAGCAGUUCUAAUAAGGACUAUGUUCCCUCUAUCUGUCUUAGAGAACAGGUGAAGGAACUAAGGAUUUUCGGAAAAUUGAGGAGCUUCCUGUAAUUGGUCUGGAAGAGACAGUACAUCUCACACCAGAGGAUGAAGGCUGAUGCAAGUUGGAGCUAAACUCUGCAGGACACCGGCCCUCCAGGAACAAGUUUGGGGACCCCUGAUCUAUGCAAUAACCUCAUGAAAUUUUUAGAGUAAAAUUGUCUGAUGGACGAAUGGAUAGCCCUGGCUACUGUGCCCAGUAUUGCUCUUACACCACAAUGGAGAAUGAUUCGAAGGAAAUCAUCUCUGUUGUGACUAUAGAUAAAAGGCAGACUGGGCGGAAUUCUGUCAUCAUGGAGAAAGAGGCGUUUGUAACCACAGUGGACAAGUUUCUUAGAGAACUGAAGAUUUCAGAAAUAUGCACCGAUGCUCAUGCACAAAUUGCAUCUACUAUGAAUCAAAUGACUGGACGAUAUAACGGCACAGGAGUUGUACACUCGCGGGACAUAUGGCAUGGAGCUAAGAAUUUAGCCAAGAAGAUUUCUGCAGCGGCUCAGCAAUCUGGACAAAAGAUCCUGCUGCACUGGGUGAAAGACAUUGUAAAUCACUUCUGGUUCUGCUGUAAAAAGGCAAACACGGUACUGCAGUUUCUUAAACUAUGGAGCAGUGUGCUUCAUCAUGUGACAAAUGAGCACGAAUGGUACCUUGGACACUGCCUUCAUGGCAGCCUACCAGAGAACCAAGACAAGCAAUGGCUGGAGAGUGGUUCUAAAGCUCACAAGGCACUGGAAGCUGUAGUUCUCAAUAAGAAUUUGCUCAGAAAUAUUCACCGAUAUUUACCUUUCAGAUCGACCUGUCAGCUUGAAUCAUUCCACAACCACUUGCUGAUGUACGGCAGCAAGCGGUUCAGCUUCUCACCGCUGGUCUAUCAGGCAAGAAUUCUCCUGGCAGCCCUGGAUUAUAACCACCAUAAAGACCGACCACCAUUGCUCAACAAAAAUGGCCAAAAGAUCUUUCGCAGUUCCAGAAGAAAACUGGUAGAUGGACAGUAUAUGCCUUGAAGGUGGCAAAAGACUACAGUUACAUUCCUGAUCUGCAAGCGGCAAUUGUGCGUGAAAGAAUCCAGGCUGAUAUGGGGAUGCCAAGACAUAAGGUUCCAAGGCCUGAGGAUCCCCAGACACUAGGCCUCCUUCCAAGUGUCCAACCUCCUUCAAUUGACAGCAUUCUUGAGUAGGGAUGUCCAGAUCCGAUCACGUGAUCGGAAAUCGGGCCCGAUCAUGUGGUUUCAGACUCGAUCGGAAUCGGACGUUACCUCCCGAUCAGGACUCUGAUAUAUAUGUAUAUAUAUUCUCAUUAUUUUUAACACAUCUAUAGUGAUGCGGUAGCACAGAGUUAGGCCUGUUUCACACUGCAAGCGUAAGCGGCGCGUGAGUAGCGCAUAUUUUUUUCAGCGUGCAUGUCAAC
This is a messenger RNA of Megalobrama amblycephala (Wuchang bream), 2210 nucleotides long. RefSeq lists its product as uncharacterized. The record is from RefSeq and is a predicted model, not a curated record. The transcript is spliced from 11 exons. The coding region runs from base 980 to 1807 and encodes 275 amino acids. NCBI's taxonomy places the organism in Eukaryota, Metazoa, Chordata, Actinopteri, Cypriniformes, Xenocyprididae.